Messenger RNA from Procambarus clarkii (red swamp crayfish), 1548 nucleotides. The record is from RefSeq and is a predicted model, not a curated record. NCBI's taxonomy places the organism in Eukaryota, Metazoa, Arthropoda, Malacostraca, Decapoda, Cambaridae.
AUGAACCCCGCCACCAUCCGUCACCAUGGCAACAUGAACCCCGCCACCAUCCGUCACCAUGGCAACAUGAACCCCGCCACCAUCCGUCACUAUGGCAACAUGAACCCCGCCACCUUUUAUAGUGAAGGUUCAACAACAAACUCAACAGCUGUAGCAAGAGUGGCAGUGGAGGAGCAGCAUUACCAGCAGCACCACGUGCAGCAGCAUUACCAGCAGCACCACGUGCAGCAGCAUUACCAGCAGCAGCACGUGCAGCAGCAUUACCAGCAGCACCACGUGCAGCAGCAUUACCAGCAGCACCACGUGCAGCAGCAUUACCAGCAGCACCACGUGCAGCAGCAUUACCAGCAGCAGCACGUGCAGCAGCAUUACCAGCAGCAGCAGCAGCAGGUACAGCAGCAUUACCAGCAGCAGCAUUACCAGCAGCACCACGUGCAGCAGCAUUACCAGCAGCACCACGUGCAGCAGCAUUACCAGCAGCACCACGUGCAGCAGCAUUACCAGCAGCACCACGUGCAGCAGCAUUACCAGCAGCACCACGUGCAGCAGCAUUACCAGCAGCAGCACGUGCAGCAGCAUUACCAGCAGCACCACGUGCAGCAGCAUUACCAGCAGCACCACGUGCAGCAGCAUUACCAGCAGCACCACGUGCAGCAGCAUUACCAGCAGCAGCACGUGCAGCAGCAUUACCAGCAGCAGCACGUGCAGCAGCAUUACCAGCAGCAGCACGUGCAGCAGCAUUACCAGCAGCACCACGUGCAGCAGCAUUACCAGCAGCACCACGUGCAGCAGCAUUACCAGCAGCACCACGUGCAGCAGCAUUACCAGCAGCACCACGUGCAGCAGCAUUACCAGCAGCAGCACGUGCAGCAGCAUUACCAGCAGCAGCACGUGCAGCAGCAUUACCAGCAGCACCACGUGCAGCAGCAUUACCAGCAGCACCACGUGCAGCAGCAUUACCAGCAGCACCACGUGCAGCAGCACGUGCAGCAGCAUUACCAGCAGCAGCACGUGCAGCAGCAUUACCAGCAGCACCACGUACAGCAGCACCACGUGCAGCAGCAUUACCAGCAGCACCACGUGCAGCAGCAUUACCAGCAGCAGCACGUGCAGCAGCAUUACCAGCAGCACCACGUACAGCAGCAUUACCAGCAGCACCACGUGCAGCAGCAUUACCAGCAGCACCACGUGCAGCAGCAUUACCAGCAGCAGCAGGUGCAGCAUUACCAGCAGCACCACGUGCAGCAGCAUUACCAGCAGCAGCACGUGCAGCAGCAUUACCAGCAGCACCACCACCACGUACAGCAUUACCAGCAGCAGCACGUGCAGCAGCAUUACCAGCAGCACUACGUACAGCAGCAUUACCAGCAGCAGCAGCAGCAGCAGCAUUACCAGCAGCACUACGUACAGCAGCAUUACCAGCAGCAGCAGCAGCAGCAUUACCAGCAGCACUACGUACAGCAGCAUUACCAGCAGCAGCAGCAGGUACAGCAGCAUUACCAGCAGCAGGAAGUACAGCAGCAUUACCAGCAGCAGCAGUUCGCUUGA